AUAAGAAUCAUUUAUAAGCACCUAUUGGGGUGCUUUCACAGUUGCUGUAUCCAGGCUGGAUAGUUGCAUUCUUUUUUAAAUUCAGCUUACGGUAGCCGAAAGCAACCUUGAUACUAGCACAGGCAUAUAUACCAGAGUUAGAUUAUUGCAAUGGAUGCUGCCGGGCGCCCUUCGACGGGACAGGUGAUCCUCCUGGCGACCAGUUCAGCUGUCACCGCAAUUCUGUAUGCCAUUUACAGGCAAAAGUCAAAAAUAGUUCACAGCCUGAAGGGAGCGAAAAAAGUCACCUUAGACCAGGAUUUGAAGACUAUCCUUAUGGAAGCGCCUGGGAAGUGUGUCCCUUAUGCAGUAAUAGAAGGUGUAGUGCGGUCUAUUAAGGAAACCCUCAACAGUCAGUUUGUGGAAAACUGCAAGGGAGUGAUUCAGAGGCUAACACUGCAGGAGCACAAGAUAGUGUGGAACCGAACCACGCACCUCUGGAGCGACUAUGAGAAGAUCAUUCACCAGAGGACCAACACGACAGCCUUUGAUAUGGUGCCCCAGGAGGGAGGAGCCGAUGUCGCCGUGAGGGUUUUGAAACCCCUGGACGCUGCCGAGCUCAGCUUGGAGACAGUGUACGAGAAGUUCCACCCGUCCGUCCAGUCCUUCACGGAUGUGAUUGGCCACUACAUCAGCGGGGAGCGCCCCAAAGGCAUCAAGGAGACCGAAGAGAUGCUGAAGGUGGGGGCGGCGCUUACCGGGGUGGGCGAGCUGGUCUUGGACAACAACACCAUCAGGCUGCAGCCCCCCAAGCAGGGAAUGCGCUAUUACCUCAGCAGCCUAGAUUUUGAGGCCUUGCUCCAGAAGGAAGAAUCGAGCGUCCGUCUCUGGAAGGUCCUGACUCUCCUUUUCGGCUUUGCCACGUGCGCCGUGCUCUUCUUCGUCCUGCACAAGCAGUACUGCCAUCACCGGGAGAAGCAGCGCCUGCGUCAGGUGCAGGAGAUGAUCGCAGCGGGCGGGGACACGCUGAAUGCAUGCGUCGUCUGCUUGAGCAAUGCCCGCUCCUGUGUGUUCCUCGAGUGCGGGCACGUCUGCUCGUGCGACAAGUGCUACCAGGCUCUGCCGCAGCCUCCCCGCUGCCCCAUUUGUAGGCAAGAGAUCGCAAGAGUCGUGCCUUUGUACAACAGCUGAAUUGGUGGCGCCGUCUCUUUCGGCGACCUCCCCGUCGGUCUUUCUCGUCAAGGAACGCUCUUCUGGGUUUUGCUGCAUCAUAGAGGCGUGCGGGGUGUGGGUUUGGUGGUUGUGACCCUUUGCACAGACAGUUGGAGAACCAAGCCAUGUUGCGUAGAGCUGCAAACAAAGAUUCAGAGCUUUUAACAAUUGCUGUGAUUUGGGAAGUAGACUAUUCAACACUGCUUGGGUGGAUUUUUUUUUUUUUUGCCAAAAUGAAGGUUCUCAACUGACAAUUCACAUGUAAACCAUGGAAAAUUCUGUUUUCUCCAACCUGGUGCCCCGCGGAUAUUUUGGACUACAGCUACCACCAGCCCUUGGGUUGUAACCUAAACCACCUGGAGGGCACCAGGUUGGAUAAGGCUGCUUGAACUAAUCCCUGUAUUUUCUUUCUCCUGUGUGAGAAUUAACAGGAUCAUGUUUCUAAACUGGUAUGCUUUUUCUGAGUUGUUUAUCACGAGUGCUGUGUGUGUGUGUUCUUCCUCCGAAAAAUUUACCAAUCCCAAUUCUCUCCUGAGAAGCUCCAAAUUCAGUGCUCAGAAUAAAUUAAGUUUGCACUGCUUUGGUUUAAAUUUUG
Lacerta agilis (Sand lizard) is the source of this 1786-nucleotide messenger RNA. RefSeq names its product mitochondrial E3 ubiquitin protein ligase 1 (gene MUL1). Gene Ontology annotation, molecular function: ubiquitin-protein transferase activity. The transcript has 5 exons. Bases 151 to 1170 code for a protein of 339 amino acids. The record is from RefSeq and is a predicted model, not a curated record. Lineage: Eukaryota; Metazoa; Chordata; Lepidosauria; Squamata; Lacertidae. Gene Ontology annotation, biological process: protein ubiquitination; organelle organization. Gene Ontology annotation, cellular component: mitochondrion.